Lemur catta (Ring-tailed lemur) is the source of this 458-nucleotide messenger RNA. RefSeq names its product mitoregulin (gene MTLN). The transcript is spliced from 2 exons. Lineage: Eukaryota; Metazoa; Chordata; Mammalia; Primates; Lemuridae. Bases 63 to 233 code for a protein of 56 amino acids. The record is from RefSeq and is a predicted model, not a curated record. Gene Ontology annotation, cellular component: mitochondrial inner membrane. Gene Ontology annotation, biological process: positive regulation of mitochondrial membrane potential.
UGCGCCAUUUGACCCGGCCGCCGCGCCGUAGACCGUGCUGUGCUGCAAGCCUGGUGGCCACAAUGGCGGAUGUGACCGAGAGGACACUGCAGCUGUCGGUGCUGGUAGCCUUCGCCUCCGGGGUGCUAGUGGGAUGGCAGGCGAACCGGCUGCGGAGGCGGUACCUGGACUGGAGGAAGCGGAGACUACAGGACAAGCUGUCAGCGACGCAGAAGAAGCUGGACCUGGCCUGAGACUCCCCGUCCUCGGCCCCCGCCGACAUCCGCGUGGCCACCUCGCCCUCCCUGCACGGGAGCUCCAGCCUGAGCCAGGCUCGCCACACACUCCCCGCCUGUCGCGAUGGGUUGUUCCCUGAGUGUCGCUUGUUGAAGAUGGAUAUGGAGCACAGGAAAGAAAUAAUUUCUUCUUGCACUUUAUGAAUCAAUUUUAUUUUUAAAAUAAAAAACUUCUAAAUAUUU